ACCAACGAAUAUAUCCAAUUAGAAUUAGAAUAUAAGAUAGUAGAAAAGAAAGGGAAUAAGGAAACCCUUCUUCACUUCUACCUCUAAUCUAGGAAUAGGAAAAAGAUGGGCAGCACUAGUGCGAGUGCCCUCAGGCUAUCGUCGAUGGUCAGCGUGUCCCCGAAUUGCAAUUGCUCAUCGAUGACGCUUAUGAAGAAGACGGCGAUGGCGAUGGCGAUGGCUCCUUUUUCACUUGCAAUGAAAAUCAAAAGCAAAAGGGGUGGUAUUAGGUGCGAGGUGGCUAUUAAUGCGGUGGAUGAGGAGUCGAGGACGUCACCGGAGGAGACGAAGAUCGGAGCGCGUGUGAAGGUGAAGGAGGCGGGUUUGAAGGUGUACCACGUCCCCAAAGUUGGGGAGCUUGACCUAACGGGUCUGGAAGGCGAGAUCAAGCAGUACGUUGGCCUCUGGAACGGUAAGCGAAUCUCCGCCAAUCUUCCUUACAAGGUUCAGUUUCUCACCGACAUCCCCGGUCGUGGUCCUGUCAAGUUCUUUGCCCACCUCAAGGAAGAUGAAUUCGACUAUCUUUAGUCACUGUACUGCACUGCACUUCCCUGCACGUCACUGUUGUUAUGAUGAUUUGAAGAAGGUGUAGCCUGAAUCCUUUCUAAUAUUUUUUAGUAGGUGUCCCUGUACUUGUUGGUAAAAGCAAUGGUAUCCUUCGGCAAAUCUGUCUUUUGAACCUACUAUGAUUUUACUGACCUCGAAAACUCAACUCAACAAUGAUGUUUUGUGCACUUUCAUGUUAUUAGUCUCUACAAACUGGAAAGAGGCAAAUAUUGAUAUUUUGCUUGGUUCUAUUAUUGUCUAGUUACUACGUAGUAGUAAUUCACUUUUAACGUUCCAACUUGUGGUUUUUAAAUUUCAUAUCUGUUGUUCUGUGUUAGCAUUAUAUGGUCUGGUAUGUAACCAAAAAGUUGUAUAAAUUAAUGGGAGAAUACCUCGUACUCAACAUACACUUAUAGGCAAGUAGCUUUCCCGAGUAUUUCUUGCUGA
This is a messenger RNA of Glycine soja, 1032 nucleotides long. Its product is annotated as ferredoxin-thioredoxin reductase, variable chain-like. Gene Ontology annotation, biological process: photosynthesis. NCBI's taxonomy places the organism in Eukaryota, Viridiplantae, Streptophyta, Magnoliopsida, Fabales, Fabaceae. The coding region runs from base 106 to 567 and encodes 153 amino acids. The record is from RefSeq and is a predicted model, not a curated record. The transcript is spliced from 2 exons.